Verticillium nonalfalfae is the source of this 2388-nucleotide messenger RNA. RefSeq lists its product as uncharacterized. The transcript has 10 exons. The coding region runs from base 1 to 2388 and encodes 795 amino acids. NCBI's taxonomy places the organism in Eukaryota, Fungi, Ascomycota, Sordariomycetes, Glomerellales, Plectosphaerellaceae. Gene Ontology annotation, molecular function: UDP-glycosyltransferase activity; hexosyltransferase activity. Gene Ontology annotation, biological process: carbohydrate metabolic process. The record is from RefSeq and is a predicted model, not a curated record.
AUGUCUACCCCCAAGCCCAAGCAGCCUCAAGAUGGAGACGACUCGGACGGGAUCAGCUGGGAUCAGCCUGUCCCCUACGAAGUGCACUCCUCCGGCGACGUGCUGGCAAGCUCGGCUGCUGUCAACAGUCAUGGCGGAAUCGACAUUGACUUCUCCUCCUCGCGCCCUGAGGAGCUGAAAUCCCUCCUCCCACCAUUCCCCUCUCCCAAGCAACUCGGCCAGCAAUUGCCCCCUGACGCCGACCGGAAAUGCCCCGCCUUGAACAUCACCAUCCAAGUCGUCGGAAGUCGCGGCGAUGUCCAGCCGUUCAUCGCCCUGGGCACCGCCCUCCAGCGCUACGGCCACCGCGUCCGCCUCGCGACCCACGACAACUUUGCCGACUUUGUCCGCAGCUCCGGUCUCGAGUUCUACCCCAUCGGCGGCGAUCCCGAAGACCUGAUGGCGUACAUGGUCAAGAACCCUGGCCUCAUCCCAUCCAUGGAGAGUCUGCGCGGGGGCGACAUUGGCCGCAAGAGGCGUAUGAUGCACGACAUGCUGAGGGGAUGCUGGCAGUCUUGUGUCGAACCUGAUCCUUUGUCGCGCCGACCGUUUGUCGCCGACGUCAUCAUCGCCAACCCGCCGAGUUUCGCCCAUGUCCACUGCGCCGAGGCCCUUUGUGUGCCGCUGCACAUCAUGUUCACCAUGCCUUGGUCCGCGACGCGAUCGUUCCCGCAUCCGUUGGCCAAUGUCAAUGGGGACAAGAUGGACCCCAGGACAUCCAACUAUCUCAGCUAUGGCGUCGUGGACCUCAUGACAUGGCAGGGUCUCGGAGAUGUGAUCAACGGGUGGAGGGUCAAGGACCUCAAGCUCGAGCCCCUGGCUGCAGCGGUUGGACCAGAUGUCGUGAGCAUCUUAAAGAUCCCGCACACGUACUGCUGGUCGCCGGCACUGGUGCCGAAGCCAGCAGACUGGGGCGAGACGAUAGAUAUUUGCGGCUUCUUCAUGCGCGAUGAACCAGCUUACACCCCGCCGGCGGAUUUACAGGCUUUCCUCGAGAACGGUCCAGAGCCGGUCUACAUCGGGUUUGGAAGCAUCGUCCUGGAAGACCCCGCUCGGGUGACAGAGGUUAUCAAGGAGGCGUGCCAGCGCUUGGGGGUCAGGGCCAUUGUUUCCCGAGGAUGGAGCAAGCUGGGCGGCACAGACCCCAGCACAAAGGAGGUGUUUUACCUCGGAGACUGUCCUCAUGAAUGGCUUUUCAAGAGGGUGGCGGCCGUUGUUCAUCACGGCGGUGCUGGUACCACGGCCUGUGGUCUGAUCAACGGACGGCCGACGACAAUUGUCCCCUUCUUCGGAGACCAGCCGUUCUGGGCUAAGGUGGUUGCGUCCAACGGCGCCGGCCCCAUGCCCCUGCCAUAUGCGAAGCUGUCUACAGAUGCCCUGGCAGAGGCCAUCGGAUUUUGCCUCAGCCCUUCAGCAAAGGAAGCUGCACAGAAAAUCGCAGCUCAGAUGCGCCAGGAAAACGGUGUCCAGACUGCAGUCCAAUCUCUGCACCGACAUCUGCCCAUCGACGAACUCCGCUGCCAUCUACUUCCCGAGUUUACAGCACGAUGGGCAUACCUCGCGAAGUCGAAGAAGGCACAGCAGCCCCUUAUCCGACUUUCCGACGAGGCACUUUCGGUCUUGAUCAAGGCGAAGAAGCUCAAAAUGUCGGAUGUUCAGCCCCUCCGCUGUAAGGAGUACCACGUCGAGAACGAACGAUGGGACCCUUUGACCGCUGGCGCGUCAGCCACUCUGGGCAUCGCCACGGAUUUUACCUCGGCAUUGGGAGGUAUUUGGGUCGACCCGUUCAAGGAGGUCAGGCGAGUCAGGAGAGACAAAGAGUCCGGCGAAUCCGCUGGCGCAGCUGCUGCCGUUGCCGUUGGCAAGGGCUUCGCGGGCGUGACUGGCGUCGUUGCCAAAGGAAGCCUCGUGGACUUUCCCCUUGCCAUGACUGAAGGGCUGAGGAACACGCCGAAGCUACUAGGCGAGGACGUGCGGGACCACGGCAAGGUGACGGACGCGAAGACCGGAGGCGUCGUGGCGGCCAAGAACUUUGGCUACGGGAUGUAUGAUGGCAUCACAGGGCUUGUCACGCGACCGAUGGAGGGGGCGAAGCAAGGCGGCACGAUGGGUUUCCUGAAAGGCGUGGGCCAGGGAUCUAUAGGCUUCAUUGCGAAGCCGGGCAGUGCAAUGUUUGGCUUGAUGGCGUAUCCCGCACAGGGCGUGUAUAAGAGCAUGAAGGGGGCGCAGAAAAACACGGUGGCAAAGGCAGUGGAAAGGGGGCGGUCUGAGAUGUUGAGUGAGCUUUCGAAGGGGGGUUCUGGUGACUUUAGAGUUGUUGGUUUGUUUGAGAACAUGGUUGGGAAGUAG